AACUACACAAAACAGAAAACUUUCUUGUUGAUGUUACACUUGACGAUGUUGAUGUUGCAGAAGAUCUGUGCAUACCGCGCCACACAAUUCGAGACUGCGAUGAGAAUUUUAUUGAACUUGCUGAUAUUAUUAACACUGAACAUAAUCUCCACGCUCCAACAACAGUGGCUGAAGCUGAGAAUUAUUAUGUCACUCUACUAGCGCACAUUGAAUCUGUUUAA
Paramuricea clavata is the source of this 221-nucleotide messenger RNA. The record is from the annotation of a GenBank genome assembly. Lineage: Eukaryota; Metazoa; Cnidaria; Anthozoa; Malacalcyonacea; Plexauridae.